AACAGUACUUCUAUUUGAGCACAGUGACAUUGUUGUCAUUUCUCUGCUUGGUGUUUUGUUUACCAGCUCCGAUGGAGGCCCAGCAAAGACAAGAGGAGCAGCUUUCUUCAUUAUCGCUGUCGUCUGUUUAUUAUUGUUUGACAAUGAUGAUCUGAUGGCUAAAAUGGCUGAACACCCUGAGGGCCAUCAUGAUAGUGCAUUAACACAUGCACUGUACACAGUCAUCUCUCUUCUUGGAGUAGCAGACCACAAGGGUGGAGUUUUAUUACUGGUGAUGUCGUUGUGUUUCAAAGUUGGUUUUCAUACAGCUUCUAGAAAGCUGUCUGUGGAUGUCGGUGGAGCCAAACGCCUGCACACCUUAUCUACCCUAACUUCAGCAGUGUUAUUGUUUCCAUGGGUAGUCAUAUUGACUGUAACAACAGAGAGUAAAAUAGAAUCCUGGUCUUCUCUUAUUAUGCCAUUUGGGACUAUCAUCUUCUGUGUGCUAAUGUUGGACUUCUAUGUAGAAUCUAUAUGUUCUGCCAAAAUGGAAGCUCCGAAGUGUGCACAAUAUGGUUCAAUCCUGGUGUUUUUUGGAGCUUUACUUCUUGCUAAUUUCUGGACACAUCCAAUAACUGAUCAGCUACGUGUAAUCAACAAACAAACCCUGCAGCACAGCACUGAACAUGUAUUGUCAGGUGGAGUCGUGGUUAGUGCCAUUUUCUUCAUUCUAGCUGCCAGCAUCUUAUCCUCACCUUCUAAGAAAGGGCAAAAGGGUACUCUGGUUGGUUACUCACCUGAAGGUACCCCACUGUAUAACUUUAUGGGUGAUGCCUUACAACAUACUUCCCAAUCAAUGCCCAGGUUUAUUAAAGAAUCUUUGAAACAAAUCCUUGAAGAGUAUGAUUCCAGACAGAUCUUCUACUUUCUCUGCCUUAAUCUAGUGAGUAUUUCAUGUUUGUGAUUUUAUUUUUCACACUUGAAAUAAAAGAACAUUAUAAAUUUUAUGAACAAAGGGAUGGCAUUAUGGAGUUUGAAGAAACGAAUGCAAUCCCGCAUGCAUUACCCAGCAUAAGGGAAGAUGGCUGUGGCUGUUAGAAGCUAAAUUAAAUCACCUCAGCCCAGGAUAGUACUGAAGGAGUUCUUCACGGUCCUAGGCAAACUGUCUUCAUUUUUUUUCUUCAAUGGCUGUCUUCCAUCAUGAGGUCAGAAGUGGGAUGUUCACUGACGAUUACAGCGAUUUGGCACUAUCUGUAUCUCCUUAGGUACUGAACCAGUUCAUUUCCAUUUGCAGCAAGACAAGGGCAACAUUCAUGCUUGAGCUGAUAAGUUGCAGGUAACACACAAGUUGAUGACCACCAACAAGCAAGAAUCUAAAUAAAAACUGAAAGAACUGCGGAUGCUGUAAAUCAG
This is a messenger RNA of Rhincodon typus (whale shark), 1392 nucleotides long. Its product is annotated as zinc transporter 5-like. The transcript has 6 exons. Gene Ontology annotation, cellular component: Golgi apparatus. The record is from RefSeq and is a predicted model, not a curated record. Lineage: Eukaryota; Metazoa; Chordata; Chondrichthyes; Orectolobiformes; Rhincodontidae. The annotation marks the transcript as partial. Gene Ontology annotation, molecular function: zinc ion transmembrane transporter activity. Gene Ontology annotation, biological process: zinc ion transport; intracellular zinc ion homeostasis.